Molecule: messenger RNA, 2874 nt
Organism: Trichomycterus rosablanca
Lineage: Eukaryota; Metazoa; Chordata; Actinopteri; Siluriformes; Trichomycteridae
Gene: slc19a1
Product: solute carrier family 19 member 1
Exons: 6
Coding region: 102-1658 (518 amino acids)
Biological process (GO): folate transmembrane transport
Cellular component (GO): apical plasma membrane; basolateral plasma membrane; plasma membrane
Molecular function (GO): folate:monoatomic anion antiporter activity; folic acid binding
Source: RefSeq, a predicted model, not a curated record
AGAAUCAUUAUGGGCCACUCAGUUAGGUAGCCUUUUUCGAUCAUUGUGACACUUGGAAGCUGGACAAAGGGUGACGUAUUGGCAUCGCAUCACUGUACAAUAUGGUGGAGUCUACAGUGUGCGAAAAUGAAAAAGUGGAGCUUAAGGAGGAACAAAGGACAAACAGCAACAGCUCUGCAAAGGAGCUUGAAGAGCCACCUGAGCAUGAACCCAACACUAACACAGAAAAACCUCUGGCCUGGAAAUGGUCAGUCAUGUUCCUCUGUUUCUAUGGCUUUAUGGUUCAACUGAAGCCGGGUGAGCCAUUUAUUACACCGCACCUGCUAAGCACAGAGAAGAACUUCACCAUAGAACAGGUGACCAAUGAGAUUAACCCAGUGCUCUCGUAUUCGUACAUGGCUGUACUGGUGCCAGUGUUCCUGCUGACUGACUACCUGCGCUACAAGCCUGUCUUGGUCUUGCAAAGCAUGAGUCAUGUUGCCAUCUGGCUCCUUCUGAUGCUGUCUACCUCCUUGCUGGAGAUGCAGUUCAUGGAGUUCUUCUAUGGCAUCACGAUGGCAGCACGUGUGGCCUAUUCCUCCUACAUCUUCUCCCUGGUGCCAGCCGCCAUGUAUCAGCGUGUGGCCAGCUACUCACGUUCGUCCGUGCUGUUUGGAGUCUUCACCAGUUCGGUGAUGGGCCAGCUGUUCCUGUCUCUAGCUGGCAUCACGUACAGCACACUGAGCAGCAUCUCACUGGGAUUUGUCUCUUUCGGCUUGGUGCUUUCAAUCUGCCUGCCCUGGCCAAAACGAAGCCUGUUUUUUAACCAAAAGCACCUGGAGGAGGAAAGAAAAGCAGCCACACAGUCAGAAUUAACCAAGAUUAAACCUGAUGGGGAGAAUGAAAAGACAAGAGAUAGAAACAGCCAGAAAGCCCCAUCAUGGAUGAACUCUGUGUUUAUUCAGAUGCUAAAGGAGUUACGCAAUGUUGUAAAAGUGCCACGUCUAAGACUCUGGAGCCUGUGGUGGGUCUUUAACUCCACUGGCUAUUAUCUGGUCUUGUUCUAUGUGCAUGUCCUAUGGAACACAAUGUACCCAACCAGAGAACAAAAGCAUGUCUAUAAUGGAGGGGUUGAGGCUGCAUCCACAUUGCUGGGUGCCAUCACAUCAUUUGCGGCAGGCUUUGUGAAGAUCCGAUGGAAGGUCUGGUCAGAGCUGGUGAUUGGUGUGAUCACUGCAGCGCAGGCCGGUAUGCUGCUUUUGAUGCACCUCACUGGCGACAUUUGGACCUGCUACAUAGCCUACAUUUUCUUCAGAGGCUUCUAUCAAUUCCUGGUUCCAAUUGCCACGUUCCAGAUUGCUUCAUCUCUCACUAAAGAGCUCUGUGCUCUAGUGUUUGGAGUAAACACUUUCCUGGGAACAAUCCUGAAGACCAUUAUUACUCUCAUUGUAGUAGAUAAAAGAGGCCUGGCCCUGCCUGUGCAUUCCCAGUUUUUGUUCUACUUUGUUUACUUUACCCUGCUGACGAUGUUGUACUUGGGCUGUGCUGCAUGGGUCAUCACACAUCAUUACCGCAAUGAGAGGCGUGAGCCUACUGAGGUGUCUACACCCAUUGAUCCUGUGGAAACAGCUCAGACUGAGAAGGGCCCCCUUGCUAAUGGAACUAAUGUCAGGACCUGAAAGUUGGACUUUUUCACUUAGUUUUGUUUAGUAUUGUUUGAUAUUGUUUAGUAUUGUCUAAAUCAGACUUAUUUGAAUAACUGUGCCUUACUGAAACACAUAAGAGAAGUCUUUUUAUUUUACUGUAGUAACAGAACUAUAAACAACAAGAACAGAGCUAGUUAUAGCAUUUAGAAUGUAGAUAUUAUACAAAAAAUCAGCUAGCAUUCCAUUACGAUGAAAAAGUCAUUAAUUGAGAGACAGCUGGAAUUUCAAAGCAAUUUUUUAACAACAUUUGUUAUUAUAAUGGUCGGAAGUCCUUCUUUAGGGCAAUUUAUAUUAGGGCAUGAGGUGAAAUAAUAGUAAGAAGUUCCACAUGCUUUCUUCUGUGGGUUUUCUUAAGGUACUGCAUGUUUGCCUACUUUUUAAAAACAUGCAAGAAAUGGCAACUGAUAUUUCCAAAUAGGUGCUAGAUGUAAGUGAGUGAAUAGGUGAGUGUGUUGCCUUGAAAUGGUCUGGUGCCUUGUCCAUGGUGCAUUCUUAAUUUACAACCAGUGUUUUUAGCUGCCACAGGACAGGUUAUGUUAGGCAUAAGGCACAGUGUUGCAAAUCCACACAUGCUGUGUGUACUCUGUCCAAACUCUGUCCAAAGCUGUCAGUACUGUUUACUAGUGAAUUCAAGCUGACAAGAAAUACUAUAAUGCUUUAAAGUUUCCUGGUUUGACACUCUUCAUUUGCAUUUACCAGCAGAAUUGUAGAAUUUGCCAUUAUACCAACUUUAUUGGACUGAUGUCGAUGUGUGAUCUUCACAGCUAUGCUCUCAAUUUAAAUAUCGGCCUUCAUCAUUGAUUAAUAGGUGACUUCUUUGUUAGUUAUUGGAUAUAAUUAUAAUAAUGUUAUAAUGUCUGUUUUUUUUAAUAGUUUAGUAGGGUUAGCUUAUGAUUCAAUCCUAUUUACAAUAAACAGUUAACAUAAUUUGACUUCUCACAUUCUCAUAAAUUCUCAGAUUUAUAGUAAAUUUAUGCAGGGAUCUUGAACAGAAUUACAAAAGGUGGAUUGGCAACCUCUUGCCCAUAGGUCUAAGUGGGCAAUGGGACUAAGUGGGCUGUCAUUUGGACUGGUGCCCUGUCCAGGGUCCAUUCUUACUCCAGUUUUUUUUUGUGGUGGCACUGUACCCUGGCCAAACUAAAGCAGUUCGUAGAAAUAUAUAUACACCGAUCAGCCAUAACAUUAAAAC